CAGCAGUUUAUAUAGUUCAUGUGUCUAUAAAUACAAUCAAUGCACCCAUUUAUCGGGUGGAAAUCAGUUGGCUGGGCUACAGGCUCCUCUCUGCUCGUUUUGCCCACAACUAGUGACCAAAGUGAUGGACACUGGAGGUUUGUGGAGAGACUGUAAAAAGGACUAUAACUUUGAUUAUAAAUCAGUUUCCUCACAGCUACACUAGUGUUUCCUUCUGGUAACUUGAGCCACUCUUUCAAGAUGUGCUUUAUGGUGAGGGAAACCUGUCCAAACAGAUCACCAAAUGUCAUUUAAAUUAACAUGGAAAAAGCUUUAAAAAUGGACUUCCCAUACCAUAAACUGUUCCAGCAAGGUAGCUGCCGUCAAGGGGGAAAUAUCAGAACUUCCACCAGCACAGGAAGCUUUUCUUCGCGGGUUUCCACUUAACAAAGUAUCUGGUACCUUAUUUUGAAGCAUUAUAAUACCGAUAGUCCAUUUAGAUUGUUCCUCACCUGACAGAUACUUUACCACCCUGAGAGACCAGCUCAAGUUUUCAUAACUGUUGCUUACAAGGAUGUUUUUUUUUCAAGGCACAGUUUGUUCUCCCUGUCUGCUUGGAUUUGUUUCUGCAUCCUUACUGGACUUUGGAGCCUUACGGCUGUGUGAAUGCAAAAUCAGUCACCAGGGGAGUUUACCAUAACCACGGGAACUUUGUUGAGCUUGUUAUCCUCGGGGGCCAGGGAACGUUGAAACGCACAAUUAUCGCCUUGUGAACAUUGAAAUGGACAUUUUUGGCCGUGUGAACUGCAAGAGGCCGAUCAUUGCCUCGGGUCCUGGGUCAGCUGCAGUCUCCUGUGGAUGAAAUAAUGAGACCAACAAAGGAGGGAGCUGUUGUUGUUGGUGUUGUGUGACGUUUUCUAUGAGCAACCACAUGUGAUAAGCAGAAGAGAAUGACAUAUUUAAUUCUACCAGAACAGAGAGCUCUUGUUUAGUGGUUUGUUAUUUCUUGCAUUUUGAUUGUUGCUGGUGUCCAGAUGUGUGCACCCUCUGUGGCUCUCUACCUUCUCUCUCUCUGGGACACCAGUGUCCACGUGGGGGAGCCUGUUGUUUGAUACUGAGUGAAGAAGGGAGGAGUCAAGAUGGACAGAGGGAGGUGGGGGAGAGAGAGAUGGGAGUUCAAGGGUUUUCCCCUCAGACACACACACACACUUGUCCUCAUCUUCAUUUAGCUGCCGGCCUGCUCUCCUCCUUUCCCCUCUGCUGGAAUGAGGCCCUGAGGAUUAGGAAGCAGGGAGGCUUGACUAGAGGACCACAGGAUUGGGAUUGGGAUCAUUGGAGGGCUCGGGCAGGACUGGAUUAUUUUUGAAAAUACCAGAUUGGACUGCAGGCUGUGUACAGUGUCCACAGGCUGUUUUGUACUGGGAAUAGUGCAUCUUUUUCUACUGGGACCAUUGAGACCUGUGGUGAAGCUACUUAGCAGCAGAUAGACGCUUUCUCUGUGCCCGAUGACCUCAGUCCAGAGGAGAGACAGGAGGUGGAAAGCAUCCGCUGCAGAAAACAAGAGCUGCUGCAGGACAUACAAGUAAUAACACACUCUCCACUCCCUUUACACCUUUCAUUUAUUUAUUCAGUGUGUUCAACCUUCAUCUGGAGUUCCAGCUUCGUGGCCGUGUUUCUGUUUUCUGUCCUCAGUUAGCACCGCUUGGACUAAAUGCUUUCUCAACAGGGCGGCCGUGAAAGGGGAGUUUGUUUUUGUCCCGUCUGUGAAACCCUGCGGCUGUCUGGACUGUUGAUCUCUUUCUCUUUAACAGUUCUUUAAAGGACAGGAACAGGGAAUUUUGUUCCAAAAACACCCAUUUUGGAAGAUAUCCACCUGAUUUGUCUGAAGCCUCGUAUCGACCUCAGUUAAAAGUUUCAAUACUAAGACGUACUUGAAAAGUUGUAAAUCUAUCCUUUAACCAUUUUGAUUAUUUCAGAGAAGUGCUAAAUCACACAGUGCAUUGUUUGCUUUUCAAUUUGUAUUUCUUUGUCUGACUGUCGCAUUGUUCAGGUAGUCCUUUCUUGUGUGUGUGUGUGUGUGUGGGUGUGGGUGUGGGUGGAGGGGGUUGUAUAGGCGUAGGACCACUAGAGCGUUACUGUACGCAUUCAAGACAGAUGAUCCUCUUUGUGUGGUGUGCAUGUGUACGAGAGGGGUGGACCACGUGUACAUGUGUAUGUGUCCUCCAGCUCUCUCUUUCUCUGCCUGGAGGGACAGUUUGACCCGCUGCCUCAGUCCCCAUUAACCCUUAAAUAAAUUAGCGGGAUUGUCUGUAUCAGCUCUUUAUCUGGCAAAUGUGUUUUGCCAGAUUAGGGGGGAAUUAGCUAAUUGUAGUUAGCUGAAAGUUGAUGACCUUUCACCCAGCCAGCAUCUCAUAAGCAUGUGACCCUUUGUCCAAGUCUCCUUUGUCCAAGUCUCCUUCUCCAAGUGUUGGAUUGAAUCAUCAUAAAUAUCUGUCGAUAUAUUUUCAUUACAGCUGAGACAGUUUGACAAUACAGGAAAAUCAAACGUGAACUAUUUUAAUAAGUAAUUAAUAACCAAGAAAAUAUGAUGCGUGUUUGCUUGAUACACGACUUACAGAUAACGUUUUUAUUUAAAUUCUUGCUGACUAAGUUUCAUCUAAUCAAUUGGUUUACUGAUCAUGUCAGCACUAGCACAGUUAAUUCAGAGUAUAAUUAGUAUUUUAUCUCUGUGUUUUUACUUAUGCAGCUGCACACUGAGGGACAUAAAGAUAUAAGAUAAACAUCUGUUAUAUUUUUAAAUACCAGAUGUCUUCAUUCCCUACCAAACAAAAAGAUUCAAUAAAGGAUUUAGAACAGGAUUCAUUCGGUAAAAUUCUAUGAAAACCUCAUCACUGGUCUACAGUCAGCAAGGAGAGCAUCUAAAAGUCACACACACACACACACACACAGGCGAACACACGCGGCCUCAGGGCAGCAACACUGUGCGACUAGAUUGAUGGAGUUUAUUACCGAGGUCGACUCUCGUUCUCUCCUCUAAGCCCCGCCUUGUGUUGCCCUGGGGGGGAGGCUGAUGGGUAAUGAGCCGUGAAAUAUUCCAGUAAUGGAGACGGAGGAUGCUGUAACCAUAGAAACGCACAUGUAGGAAUCCAGGCAAGUGAACUUAUUUACCUUGUUCGCCUGGUUUUCACACCCAUUACAUCACUACACGCACACACACACACAUUGAGAGUUGGAGAUGCUUGUAGCUCUAAUCCGAGCCUCGUCUGCUUUUCUCUUUUUUCUAUAAUUAUCUCAAUUCAUGAUCUUUUCUGCUGAGCUCAGUGUUUCUCCAUCUGUUGCUUUCCUCCCGUAACCUCUGAGCUCUAAGUCUUUGAUCCGGCAUAUUCCCGCCUCCCCACCAGUGUGACACUCAAGCAGCCCGGGGGGGUGUGUGGGUAGGCCGUCUGAUGAAUCUGGGUCAACACAGGGGAGAGGAGGAGCUGGGAGACGGACACACUCUGACCCCAGAACAGGUGCUACAGAUCCCAGAGAGGGUUUUCUGCAGAGGGCGGUCUGUGAGAGAGUGCAUCACAUCUGUACUUUUAGUCUUUCUGGGUCAUCUCUUCUGUAAGAAGUGUCUGGAUGUGUAGCCGGAACAGACAAAAGAAAAGUACCUCCACAGGUUAAUGUGAAACAUCACAUGUAUUGUUGUGUUCUCUCUCUCUCUCUCUCUCUCUCUCUGUGCUGUCAGAGGCUGAAGGAUGAGAUAGCAGAUGUGACCAAUGAGAUUGAAAGCCUGGGUCUGACUGAAGAGAGGAAAAGCAUGCAGAGGAACAAACAGAUGGCCAUGGGCCGAAAGAAGUUCAACAUGGACCCCAAGAAGGGGAUUCGCUUCUUGAUUGACAGCUCCCUGCUGAAAAACACCAGCGAUGACAUCGCCCAGUUUCUCUACAAGGGCGAAGGGCUCAAUAAGACCGCUAUCGGUGACUACUUAGGGGAGAGAGAUGACUUCAACAUCGAGGUUCUGCACGCCUUCCUGGUGUUGCACGAGUUUUCGGACCUGAACCUGGUUCAGGCUCUCAGGCAGUUCCUGUGGAGCUUCCGGCUGCCCGGUGAGGCUCAGAAGAUCGACCGCAUGAUGGAGGCGUUCGCCCUGCGGUACUGUCGCUGUAACCCCGGAGUGUUUCAGAGCACAGAUACCUGUUACGUGUUGUCGUUCGCUGUGAUCAUGUUGAACACCAGUCUACACAACCCCAACGUGAAGGACAAACCCUCCGUUCAGAGGUUCACCGCGAUGAACAGAGGCAUCAACGACGGGGGAGACCUCCCGGAGGAGCUACUCAGAAACCUGCACGACAGCAUCAAGAACGAACCCUUUAAGAUCCCCGAGGACGACGGGAACGACCUCACACACACCUUCUUCAACCCCGACAGAGAGGGAUGGCUGCUGAAACUCGGAGGUGGACGAGUGAAGACCUGGAAGAGACGCUGGUUCAUUCUCACAGAUAACUGCCUCUACUACUUUGAAUACACCACUGACAAAGAACCCAGAGGAAUUAUUCCACUGGAAAAUCUGAAUAUCAGAGAAGUCGAUGACUCCAAGAAACCGAACUGCUUCGAGCUCUUCAUCUCGGACCACAGAGAUCAGGUGAUCAAAGCCUGCAAGACGGAGGCAGACGGACGCGUCGUCGAGGGAAAUCACACUUUUUACAGAAUCUCCGCCCCGACCGCCGAGGAGAAGGACGAGUGGAUCAACAGCAUCAAAGCCGCCAUCAGCAAAGACCCGUUCUACGAGAUGCUGGCUGCUCGGAAGAAGAAGGUCUCGUCUCUGAAGGGUCUGUAGAGCCGCUGAGGAUUCAUCGGGGAAAGGUUUCGACUGAAUGCAGCCGAGUGGAAGUGGACCCGAUUCUUCAGUGACGCUUGGACCUGACAGAGGAUUCGGCUCUUAAAGAAGCUCUUCCUUUGUCACAUUUUGAACCGACGCACCUUCAGUACCGACGGCUCGUUCUCUGCAGGUUUUGCCCUUUUUGUUUAAAGUGUACUUUCCCACCUAGAGACCUUUUUGAACACUCUACUUCCCUCUGGUUAGCACUCCCACUCCUCCUACAAUCUGCUGUGUCUGAUUCCCCUCAGAGCCACGUCAUUCCGACCGUUUGCUCUGCUGUGGUACAAAGAGUCUCUACAGGAGACAUUUCCAGUCAGAAUUAACUCCAACACUAGGUGAGAGAAAGACGGCUGCUGAUGUUUGAUAAAAAAACCUUUCUACACCUUUUUGAAAGACGCGUUACAACAGGAGGAGGAUGGGAACAGCUGAUGAAUGAAUCACGUCGUACAUUCAUGUGAUUCAGAAAACACUGAACGCUGGACUUUAUGGUUUGAUUAAAAAAAAAAAAAAAAAAAAAAAAAAAGCUCUUUUCUAAGCCUGCUUUCUUACUGCUGUUGGUCUCGUCAAAGCGCGGUUAAUGAAAAUGAAGGCGAUGCCUAAAUAUUUAUUUAUCCAGAUUUCUUGUAAUUUAUUGUUUUGAGUUCUGUCUCAUUAAACGUUUGCAAACCAA
Messenger RNA from Anarrhichthys ocellatus (wolf-eel), 5513 nucleotides. RefSeq names its product cytohesin 1b (gene cyth1b). The record is from RefSeq and is a predicted model, not a curated record. Gene Ontology annotation, molecular function: guanyl-nucleotide exchange factor activity. The transcript is spliced from 11 exons. The coding region runs from base 3659 to 4801 and encodes 380 amino acids. Lineage: Eukaryota; Metazoa; Chordata; Actinopteri; Perciformes; Anarhichadidae. Gene Ontology annotation, biological process: regulation of ARF protein signal transduction.